Messenger RNA from Hypomesus transpacificus, 1639 nucleotides. RefSeq names its product calcium uniporter regulatory subunit MCUb, mitochondrial-like. The transcript is spliced from 9 exons. Gene Ontology annotation, biological process: mitochondrial calcium ion homeostasis; calcium import into the mitochondrion. The record is from RefSeq and is a predicted model, not a curated record. Gene Ontology annotation, molecular function: calcium channel inhibitor activity. Bases 494 to 1480 code for a protein of 328 amino acids. Gene Ontology annotation, cellular component: uniplex complex; mitochondrial inner membrane. Lineage: Eukaryota; Metazoa; Chordata; Actinopteri; Osmeriformes; Osmeridae.
UCCUGUCUUGACAGUUGUGGUGUCUGUAGUAGUAGAACAGGCCCCUGGUGUCUGUAGUAGUAGUACAGGCCCCUAGUGUCUAUGUAUCUAUCUAACUAUAAGACAACUCAACUCCAUGACAACCUGGAGACACUGGAGACAACAUAACACAGAAGAGGGAGGGGGGAGAGAUAAAAAGAGAGCGAGAGAGAGAGAGAGCAACGGAGGAGGGCUUUUUACUUGUGAGCUCUAUGUUACUGUGUGCCCUAUGUUACGUGGUCUCUCAUCUUCACAUUCGGACUAAAAGUUUCUGAAUUAUAAUAAGUUACCAUCCAGCCGCGGCGCUGCCCGUCACGCUCAUGAACGCGUAACCUCCACCAAUGAGAGGCUAGUGCGAAGGGAGCGGUUAAUUUGUCAUCGCGUGCAAGACAACUCUCCCAAACCCUACGUAACAACGAUAGACAUAUUAAAUGUAUAGACGUGUCUUCUGUUCACCGGGUUUUGCAGCUUAAUCAUGGUUUGGUUUGGGAAGAUAGCUCGACUCCACUUUGCUGCUCUCCGCUGCUGUCCGCCGCUCUACAGAACCGUGUCUCCGCUCCGCUCUACGGCCAGACUUUGGUGUUUGCAGGCGUCUCCCGUUCUGUACUACAGCACUCUACCUCCCUCUGCUGACUUGAGAGUGGACUACAAACAUGGCCGCCCCACCCUGUCCCUCCCCCUCCCCUCCCGUCAGGAGCGAUGUCACUUCUUGCUCCGCCCGUUGCUAAUGAGUGUUGAUGACUUCCUGUCUGACAUCCAGAAGGAAGAUCCUGGAGUUACGACUGCUGCUGUCCUCACCUCUGAAGGAGGAAAGGUGUCCUCUUGCACCUCCAUGGAUACGGUGCUGAAACAGAACUUCCUGCUGCAGCUCAACAGCACCGUCUACACCGUCCACUCUGCUGGGGGAGACAGCCAUGAGCAUGUGACCAUGCCAGAGGACCUGAAGGAGUUGGUGUUGAUGCUGCACUGUGCUCUCCAGCUGCCUGGUCACCAGCUCCACACACACAAUCAGCUGCAGCAGCGCAGACACACACUUACACAGGAGCUGGCCCCUCUGGAGCAGGUGCGGGCCCAGUUGGCGAGGGAAGCAGAGUCUCAUGCAUCGCGUGUUACGUGGGCGGGGCUUGCGUUCCUCUCUCUGCAGGGAGGAUUCCUGGCCUACCUCACCUGGUUUGUGUUUGCAUGGGACGUGAUGGAGCCAGUCACCUACUUCCUCACCUACGCCACCAGCAUGGGCUUCCUGGGGUACUACGUACUCACCAAGCAGGACCUGAUUCAUCCUGACGCUAAAGAUCGUCAGUUUCUACACUUUUUCUACAAGAGGGCAGCAAAGAAGCACUUCAAAGUUCACCAGUACAACCUGCUGAGGAAGGAGCUGGCUAUGGUUGAGAGCGAUCUGAAGCGUUUAAGAAAUCCUCUUGAGCUGAAGAUACCAGUGGACCAGAUCCAGGCCCACAACUGAAGACACGCACACACACACACACACACAUUUAUUCAUUUAGCAGAUGCUUUUAUCCAAUGCAACUUUCAAGAGAGAGCUUUACAAAAAAGCACUUGCACGCACACACAACGCGCGCAUGUCAUAUCUGGUCUGUUUUGAUAAACUAUACUACUUCCUGGA